Molecule: messenger RNA, 930 nt
Organism: Nerophis lumbriciformis (worm pipefish)
Lineage: Eukaryota; Metazoa; Chordata; Actinopteri; Syngnathiformes; Syngnathidae
Source: RefSeq, a predicted model, not a curated record
UACUGUAAUGUGUUUAUACUAGUCUUCCUGUCCGUCGCCUGCGUCCUCACUGUGCUGCUCAACCUCCUCAUCAUCAUCUCUAUCUCCCACUUCAGGCAACUCUACACGCCCACCAACCUCCUCCUGCUCUCCCUCGCCAUCUCUGACGUCCUGGUGGGCUUGGCGGGGAUGCCUCUUUUGAUCAUCAUGAGCACAUCCUGCUGGUAUUUUGGUCACAUGGCAUGUAUUCUGUGGAAUUACCUGACUUUCAUUUGUCAGUCUGCCUCAGUAGGAAACAUGGUGCUGAUAUCAGCAGACCGUUUCGCGGCUAUUUGCAAUCCUCUGCAUUAUCCUGUCCAAGUCACUGUGAAAAAAAUUCAACUUUGUGUUUGUCUCUGUUGGUCAGCUUCCGUUAUCUACUGCGCUAUCACUUUCAAGGACAAUUUGGCUGAUCCCGAAUUGUACACCGCAUGCAUUGGAGAAUGUGUUAUCGGUUUCGGUAUGAUCGGAGGCAUUCUGGACAUCAUUGUCAACUUCUUGCUUCCUCUAAGCAUUAUUGUCACACUGAACAUGAGAGUGUUUGUGGUUGUGGUGCAUCAGGCGAAAGCCAUGCGGUCUCUCAAUAAAUGUGUUCAACAUUCUGCCCCUUCCAGAGCCAAGAAAUCGGAGCUGAAGGCCGCCAACACCCUGGGUGUUCUCGUUCUGGUCUUUCUACUGUGUUUCUGUCCUUUUUACAUUGUCCCUCUGCUGGCUAUAAAAUAUGAGAAGAUGAGAUCCGCGGUGAAGUAUGUCUAUUAUUUGUAUAAUUUGAACUCGUGUGUGAACCCCUUGAUAUACGCUACGUUCUACCCCUGGUUUAGAAGAGCUAUUAAGCACAUUGUCACUUUGCAAAUAUUGCAGCCUGGCUCCUGUGACACCAACAUAUUGAAAACUAAACGUGAUCACAUUUGA